CUGAGCCCACGGCACCAGGAACCUUAUGCAUUUUGUAGGAGUAUUUUGAGGAUGAAUGUUUGCAAAUCAUUUUGAAAUUGCCAAGCGCCACAUACAUGGGAUGCAUUUUGCUUUUAUGCUGGAGUUCACCCCUGUGGCUUGGAUUUAUCACAGUAGCAUCUGUCUUCGGUCUGUUUGCUAACUAGAAAUCAAGAAAAGACAUGAGGAGGUUUGUUUACUGCAAGGUGGUCCUUGCCACUUCUCUGAUGUGGGUUCUGGUUGAUGUCUUCUUACUCCUGUACUUCAGUGAAUGUAACAAAUGUGAUGACAAGAAGGAGAGAUCCCUUCUACCUGCUCUCAGGGCUGUUAUUUCAAGAAACCAAGAAGGGCCAGGAGAAAUGGGAAAGGCUGUGCUGAUUCCUAAAGAUGACCAGGAGAAAAUGAAAGAACUGUUUAAAAUCAAUCAGUUUAACCUCAUGGCCAGUGAUUUGAUUGCCCUUAACAGAAGUCUUCCGGAUGUGAGAUUAGAAGGAUGCAAGACGAAGGUCUACCCUGAUGAACUUCCAAACACAAGUGUAGUUAUUGUGUUUCAUAAUGAAGCUUGGAGCACCCUCCUUCGAACUGUUUACAGCGUUAUAAAUCGUUCUCCACACUAUUUACUUUCUGAGGUCAUCUUGGUAGAUGAUGCCAGUGAAAGAGAUUUUCUCAAGUUGACAUUAGAGAAUUAUGUGAAAAAUUUAGAAGUACCAGUAAAAAUUAUCAGAAUGGAAGAGCGCUCCGGGUUAAUACGUGCUCGCCUUCGAGGAGCAGCUGCUUCAAAAGGGCAGGUCAUCACUUUCCUCGAUGCACACUGUGAAUGUACCGUGGGCUGGCUGGAGCCCUUGCUGGCGAGAAUAAAGGAAGACAGGAAAACAGUUGUAUGCCCCAUCAUUGAUGUGAUUAGUGAUGAUACCUUUGAAUAUAUGGCUGGGUCAGACAUGACUUAUGGUGGUUUUAACUGGAAACUGAAUUUUCGUUGGUAUCCUGUUCCCCAAAGAGAAAUGGAUAGGAGGAAAGGAGACAGAACAUUACCUGUCAGGACCCCUACUAUGGCUGGUGGCCUAUUUUCUAUUGACAGAAACUACUUUGAAGAGAUAGGAACUUACGAUGCAGGAAUGGAUAUCUGGGGUGGAGAGAAUCUUGAAAUGUCUUUUAGGAUUUGGCAAUGUGGAGGCUCAUUGGAGAUUGUGACUUGCUCUCAUGUCGGUCAUGUUUUUCGGAAGGCAACUCCAUACACCUUUCCUGGUGGCACCGGUCAUGUCAUCAACAAGAACAACAGGAGACUGGCAGAAGUGUGGAUGGAUGAAUUUAAAGAUUUCUUCUAUAUCAUAUCCCCAGGUGUUGUCAAAGUGGAUUAUGGAGAUGUGUCAGUCAGAAAAACACUGAGAGAAAAUCUGAAGUGUAAGCCCUUUUCUUGGUACCUUGAAAACAUCUAUCCGGACUCCCAGAUCCCAAGACGUUAUUACUCACUUGGUGAGAUAAGAAAUGUUGAGACUAAUCAAUGUUUAGACAACAUGGGCCGCAAGGAAAAUGAAAAAGUGGGCAUAUUCAACUGUCAUGGUAUGGGAGGAAAUCAGGUAUUUUCUUAUACCGCUGACAAAGAAAUCCGAACCGAUGACUUGUGCUUGGAUGUUUCUAGACUCAAUGGACCUGUAAUCAUGUUAAAAUGCCACCACAUGAGAGGAAAUCAGUUAUGGGAAUAUGAUGCUGAGAAAGCAGGUAAAUGGGAAUAUAAUUUCAAGACCCACACUCUUCUUCACAUAAUCACCCAGUCCUGUCUCUCAGUAAGAAAAGUAACUGGUGGCUCCCAACAGCCCACUGUGGAAAUAUGUAAUGAUAGCCCUUUGCAAAAAUGGCUACUAAGAAACUAUACAAGAACGGAAGUUUUUAGAAAUAUUUUUGAGAAUCCUACUGAUUACGUUCUCUAAUAAUUUUUGGAGAGACUCACCUUGAGACAUGUGAACAGUAACCAGUGUCUCGAUGAACCUUCUGAAGAAGACAAAAUGGUGCCUACCAUGCAGG
Myotis brandtii (Brandt's bat) is the source of this 2040-nucleotide messenger RNA. RefSeq names its product polypeptide N-acetylgalactosaminyltransferase 13 (gene GALNT13). The transcript has 15 exons. Gene Ontology annotation, cellular component: Golgi apparatus. The coding region runs from base 201 to 1946 and encodes 581 amino acids. The record is from RefSeq and is a predicted model, not a curated record. Lineage: Eukaryota; Metazoa; Chordata; Mammalia; Chiroptera; Vespertilionidae.